AUGUUUCCCAGGUGCUUCGCCUUCCAAAGGCUUUCGCAGCAAUAUCCCAGGUUCUCCCGGUUACCUAGAGUCCAGGACACGGCCUCGCCUCCCACAUGGAGGUAUUUCUCUUCGAGCAUCCCCCGGGCAAAAACCGCCGUGAAACCCCAACCCCAACCACGUAAAGUCGCAAACUCGGAAGAGACCCUCAAGUUCGCCGGGAGACGACCAGAAGGUUUCGGAAAGCUGGAGCGCAAGGUCGCAAGAGAAGGGAACGUCAUUCUAUUCAACGCACCAUCUCAUCGCAGCUACAUCUUCGGAGCCUACAGUCUUGCAGCUUUCUGCUUCGCCUACUCAGUAUACAACUCGAACAUGAUUUUCCGGGACCCAAUUGCCAUUGGUAUCCCCAUUUGGCAACAGACCCUAUUUGGAGGUGUCUGUAUUGCAAUGAGUGUCAUGGGCACGGUGUUCUUGACAAAGACUGGACGUUUGAUCAAGUCGGUCAAUGCCGUCAGCGCGAAUGGCCAGACGCAUAUCCGUUUCACCGUGCGGUCUAUGAUGCCUUUCAAGAAGGCGUAUGAAUUCGAUGCCCUCCCUCGCCAGAUUGCUUUCUCGCGUCGGCUGGUGGUCACUCCGGGAUCUGUGAACCGGACACAGCAGCCCGAAGCCCCGCGAAACACCAAGCCGUCGGAAAUUGAAAUUCUCAAAGCACCGGCGAAGAAGAUCAGCGUUAUGAUCUGGACGAUAUUUGCGAAUGUGCGGAAGCUCUUCACGCAAGAGGGCGUUAUUCUUUUGGAGGUUGAGGGCCAAAAGGGUGUCUUCAGAAUGGACUCUGCUGGUUUCGUGUCGGAGGAUUUCUUGAUGAUUGGGAAUCCGCUCGAUAUCAAACGUCGACCAUGA
This is a messenger RNA of Aspergillus chevalieri, 879 nucleotides long. RefSeq lists its product as uncharacterized. The record is from RefSeq and is a predicted model, not a curated record. The transcript has a single exon. Lineage: Eukaryota; Fungi; Ascomycota; Eurotiomycetes; Eurotiales; Aspergillaceae. Bases 1 to 879 code for a protein of 292 amino acids.